CGGGAGCAACGGGAGGAAACACCGUCACGUGGCCGGGCGGUGAAGGCCGCGUCUGAGCAACGGGCCAAGCAGAAGUGGGGCUGUGAAGGGAAAGUAAACGGGCCUGAUCUGCCGGCCAGGCGGGGAUGUGGGCGGCCAGGCCCCGCUCCCGGGGCUCUAGGCCUGCUCUACACGCGUUCCCUUCUCCCAGCGGCCACGGUGAUGAAUGACCGGCAGGAUUAUUUCUUACCAUACCUAUUCCAAAUCGGUACAUCUUUGAUUGAAGCUUAAGGAUCUGUUUCCAGAUUGCAUCUACCGUUCAUUUGGUGUGGUACUCUGAAUGGCUAUUGGAUAGGAAUGUAUAGCCUCAUGGCCAAUUGCUGCAACUGGCUAAAGCGGUGGCGAGAACCUAUUAGGAAGGUGACAUUAAUCAUGGUGGGCCUUGAUAAUGCUGGAAAAACUGCAACAGUAAAAGGAAUUCAGGGAGAAUCUCCUGAAGAUGUGGCUCCAACAGUUGGCUUUUCUAAAAUUGACCUUAAACAAGGUCGAUUUGAAGUCACAAUCUUUGAUCUUGGAGGCGGAAAACGAAUCCGAGGCAUUUGGAAGAAUUACUAUGCUGAAUCCUAUGGAAUCAUAUUUGUCGUGGAUUCCAGCGAUGUGGAGAGAAUGGAAGAGACAAAAGAGACCAUGUCAGAACUUCUAAGGCAUCCCAAGAUAUCAGGAAAACCUGUCUUAGUGUUAGCUAACAAGCAGGAUAAAGAAGGUGCCUUGGCAGAAGCAGAUGUAAUUGAGUGUUUAUCUCUUGAAAAACUUGUCAACGAGCACAAAUGCCUCUGUCAGAUUGAACCUUGCUCAGCUAUCAUAGGUUAUGGGAAAAAAAUAGACAAGUCUAUCAAAAAGGGUUUACUUUGGCUGUUACAUAUUAUAGCUAAAGAUUUUGAUGCCUUAUACGAACGAAUUCAGAAAGACACCACAGAGCAAAAAGCAGCUGAAGAACAAGAGAAACGUGAACGGGCAGAACGAGUGAGGAAGAUACGAGAAGAAAGAGAAAGAAAAGAGAAAGAAGAAGCUGAACGUGAAGGAAGAACCAUUUCAGAUGAUGUAGAUGCUGAGCUAGUAAUUGGCAACCCAUUCCAACCAAUAUCAACUGUAAUUGCUGAGAAUGAAAAGAAAAUUGAAAAGGAAAAGAAAAGGCAGCGGGAAGAGAAUGAAAAAGAAGUCCUGGUUUUGAAACCAAAAACAAACCAGGAACAAAUGGAUACUCAAAGCUUGAUUAGCCAACAAUCCAACGACUACAGACUGGUAGAAAAAUAUAAAUGUGCACUCUCCCAACAGUUAGACCAUGAAGAUGAGAAUGACCAGCAGGUAUCAGAGAGUCUUGACUCUGGCGAUAAUGCCAUCUUAAAUCCAGGAACAGAGAAUAGUAAAAAGAAAGCAAAGAAACUCAAAUUGAAAAGAAGUCACCGGGUUGAGCCAGUCAGUACAGAAGAUGCCAUAUCCCCACAGCCAACACCAGUAACUCCUCUCGCACCAGUUGGAUGGGAAACUCCCAAAGUUAACAGAAUUCGAAAACUUGAACCUCUUGGUGAAACGCGUCAUAAUGGGGUUUAGAAAGAAGAAAGCAAGAGAAAAAAGGCAGACCGAAAGAGAUUUCUAUGGGAAGCCAUUGCCUCCGCUGACUCUACGGCAAAGACCAAACAGCGAAACCCAUGAUGUCAUUUCUUAACAUAUAAUUAAUCAUGGGAGUUUUAAAGGAGCAUGAAAUGAAGACCUGUAUUUGACGCUGUUUGCUUACUUGGGGAGGCACUUGUUACAAUCACUGGUCAAGGACAUGUAAGAUUUCCUUUGGAUCUUUACUGUGAGGAUUGCUUCCUUGAACUUAAUUUUCCUAGUUUCUGCAAGGUUCAUGUGGAACAAGAAAACUCGUGUAAGCGGACCUCUUGGGAAAUAAGAGCAAAGCUUCUCACUUGGUUUCCUUAAUUUAAAUGAAACAUAUAAUCCUGAACAAUAACACUUUCAAGUGGAACUUGACUGUGCACACCCAAGGACUCUUUUCCAGUUAGUCUUAGAAUAUUUCUAUAUUAAAUAUAUUUUGUUUUCAAAUAUGCAUGCUCAAAAGGGAAAAAGACAGUAUGAACUGUACAUUUUACUUAUUUUUAUAUUUUUCUAGUACCUUGCUUGUUUUUAACAGUACAGUUUGUUAACAGAACUAUUUUGAAAUACUGACGUUCACAGCAGGGCAUACUUGGAAAUGUCGUCUUUUUGCAACAGCAAUACAAUUCACAUGUGAUUUGUUGUCUGGCUGUUAAUAUGUUGUUGUUUUGUCUUGCCCUGAUCCACUGGUAAGAAAUAUGUGCACAAAUGGUUGCUGUAGUUAUUUCCCCAGGCAGGAAUUAUUUUUCAAGAGCUAGCUCUGUGCAUGGGGCAACUACAGGUAGAGACUCUGGAACAGUACUAUUUAUGAGAAAGAAACAUUCAUCCCUUUCCUAUAAAGUUGCUGCUGAUCUCCAUGAACUUUACAGUUCUUGUGCACAGGCUCAGUUACUAGAAUCAACUUUUCAGCUCGGUGGAAUACCACAUACCCAUUUUCAUUCCCUCCUUUUAGUUUUAGUUUAGUUUAUGAUCUCAAGUGAUAAAAGGAAUAAUAUUCAAAAUUACUGUGAUUCUUUUCAAGGAAUAUUUUAAAGUUAUUUGAUUACCUUGUAAGCUCAAAUAAAUUCCAAUUCCAUGAACAAAAACUUAAGUAAAAAUUUAAAGCAGUUUAAACAUAAUUUAUCAAGAAUUCACCUCUUUUCUGUUUAAGCCUUUCCAUAUAACACCAAUAUUCGCUUUGCAUACAUUUUUUUUGCAUGUAAUAUACAAAGAACUGUUUUAUAAUCAAAGGCUUUCCUGUACAUGCAAACAUCAGGCAGCUGUGAAUAUGCUUGCCAAGUGUGAAUGCAAAGCAGCCCUAGAAUUAAAGUGAACACAAAACCCUCUGCUCAUGCUGGAGUAAUAAAUGUACAUUAGAGCCAUGUGGUAAUGGUCAUGUUUGGGCAAUGUAUUGUUAAACUCCCUUGUUAUUCUGUGCUGUGUGUAUGUUUCAGUUUCAUUUGAAGUUAAUAACUUCUACACUGUGAAUAAAACUGACGCAAUUGGAGUUUCA
Molecule: messenger RNA, 3124 nt
Organism: Anolis carolinensis (green anole)
Lineage: Eukaryota; Metazoa; Chordata; Lepidosauria; Squamata; Anolidae
Gene: arl13b
Product: ADP ribosylation factor like GTPase 13B
Exons: 12
Coding region: 337-1590 (417 amino acids)
Biological process (GO): receptor localization to non-motile cilium; non-motile cilium assembly
Cellular component (GO): non-motile cilium; ciliary membrane; motile cilium
Molecular function (GO): GTPase activity; GTP binding
Source: RefSeq, a predicted model, not a curated record